Molecule: messenger RNA, 1239 nt
Organism: Drepanopeziza brunnea f. sp. 'multigermtubi' MB_m1
Lineage: Eukaryota; Fungi; Ascomycota; Leotiomycetes; Helotiales; Drepanopezizaceae
Source: RefSeq, a predicted model, not a curated record
AUGCCUCUCUCUCGACCCACCCGCCACCACGACGUUCCCCAGAGCAGCAGAUCUCCAAGAUCUACAGAAGCCAUGCUACAACCAUUAGGAGUCCCCGCACGCUUGCGGAACGAUGAAUCAUGGAUCGAUAUUAUUUCCCAGCCUUCCUCCUCCUCUCUCUCCUCCGUCAACGACGAAAUUGUAACCACAGGACUGCGCGUACAACAAGAUCCCAAUGUCCGUCGCCGACGUCGUGCCCACCCAGGCGCCCUAUCCUACACUCGCCUCGAAGCCAGACAAACAAGCACCAGCAGCCAAGAAGAGUACGAAGAGAGCGAGAGCGAGGAGGACCGCGUCAUGACCUCCUCCAACGAGCACAUUCUCCCCACAAAUUCGCACCGCGAGUUCGAGGCAAGACUCGAGUUGCACGCGGACUCGGACUCGGACUCGAACUCGGACUCGAACGAUGAGAAUGCCACGGCGUUGGGACACAGAACAGUUGCUGGACCUUUUACACCCCAACCAAACGCAUUCUCGCACCCGCCAUCUGCUGCAGGCCAACGACCCCGGGUCCCAGGGUCUUACUUCCCCCCUCACUCAAACGCGAGACCAGCGUACCCGUCGCGCCCAUCACGCCAGCACUCUUUCUUUAACACGCCCGUUGACCACGAUGCCGCUCUCCGCGCUUCCCUCAACACCCUGCUUUCUAUCGGUGCCGCAGCCGCCCGUGGCCUUCCGAAACGCAGCCAGAGCGGGAGCCCCAUGAUGAGCCAUGAGCCUAUGGGCUUACGCUUCGUUCCCGAAUCCGAGCUUCUCGGUCCGCCGCUCCCAGGAGCGGCGGCGAAUACGUCCCGCCCUCUUACGCCCUCUACCCGCGCCCGCAGCAGCCCAUCGAUAUCAAGCCAGGAAGCUAUUGAGAAAGGGAAGCGGAAAGCGGCGGCUGCGAAGCCGAGCGGGGAGAAGAGUAGAGCGCUGAAGAAGAAGAAGACACAAGCCCUGGAGGAGGAGAAAUUGAUUUCUCCGACGAUGCUGACGUGGGUGGUAUCCGCGGGUGUGCUGGUACUGAUUAGUGUGGUUGGCUUUGGCGCUGGCUAUGUCAUCGGACGAGAGGUGGGAAGGGGAGAAGUUAUGAGUGGGUUGAAUGGGGGUGAUUUGACCGGUGGAGGUGGGAACUGCGGGAGAGAAGCGGUGAGAAGCACUGGGGGCUUAAGGAGGUUCAAAUGGAGUAUUGGUGGCGCUGCUAAAGGUGUCGUUACAUGA